Diaporthe amygdali is the source of this 348-nucleotide messenger RNA. RefSeq lists its product as uncharacterized. Bases 1 to 348 code for a protein of 115 amino acids. The record is from RefSeq and is a predicted model, not a curated record. NCBI's taxonomy places the organism in Eukaryota, Fungi, Ascomycota, Sordariomycetes, Diaporthales, Diaporthaceae. The transcript is spliced from 3 exons.
AUGACGAAUCUUGUCAAGCCGCCCCGCUUCGCGUAUGCAACGUCCACCUCAUCCGCACAGACUUCGCAGACUUUGUGGGAAACAGCGACGUCUCGCGUUGAUCAGCGCGACGGUCUAGCCUCAACCUUAUACUGCGGAACCAAUGGUUGUCAAUACGAAAAAUAUUGCUCCUCCAUUUGGAAAUAUCAUCAUGGACUGCGGAUGUUCGUCUACUGGGAAGGGUUGUUCAUGCGGUUCGGACUGCAGCUGCUCCAACUGCCUCAGUUCGACUCCACGUCUAGUCUGCUAGUGUGGUUACGAGAGCAGUGGAAAUUUGACUCAGCUCGCAUAUUAGAUAUGCAAGACUGA